UGGUUUCGCUGAGCGCGUCGUGUAAUCAGUUCAAGCAACGCCUCUGAGUUCUGGAGCUCACUUGCUAACUCGGCGCUGAACGAUGGCGCAGAACCCUGCCGCGGUUUGGGAGUACACGCUCACAGGCUUCAGUGAUUUUCUCGACCAGAGACGUAUUGCCUUCACGGAGCCGAUGCCAGCGAGCCGCGUCUGCGGCAUCUGCGGCCGCUUGCCUUCGACCACGGUAGUGUUGCCUUGCGGUGACGUUUUCUGCGAACUGUGCCUUGAAGAAGUGUGCCGCGAAGCUAAAUGCCCUUUCGACGGAAGAGUUUUCUCGGAACGACAACUUGUUCGGCUGCGCUUCGAACUGUCCGACCUCGAGCAGCGACGCGUUGUGUGCAUUCUUGCUGGUAGGCAGUGUGCUGCCUUCGACGGCCAGCUGUCCGAGCUGAGGGACCACAUGCGUCGCUGCCGCAGCAUGGACGUGAAGUGUGCCAAGUGCAACCGACUCGUCGCGCGUGUUGUGGCGCUGGAUCACUAUAGACAAUGUAUCGACGGAAACGCUUGGCGCGUUUCGGUGUAUGACUUGCCAGUGCAGAGGGCCAUCGAAGAAAUCCGAGUCAUGAAAAAAGACCUCGAGAGUUUGCGAGAGCAGGCGUUGGGUGAACUCGAUGACAAUGACCACGAUGAUCUUGUAAACACUGCCAACGUAUUAAUCGAAAGAGUCGCCAGCCUUGAUCAUUCACUGUCCUUGGCGCAGGAAAAGGCGAGCGCAUUCCAUCGAAAAAGUGCUUCGCUUGACUCUUCGAAAUCGCCUGCUCCCGGGCCUUACCGUUCCGCAUCGAAGCCCGGCGUGUUCAUCACUAUUUGCGACUUCAGAGAUGUGUACGCUGCACGCAACUUACUGACUCAGGCUAAGAAAGAGCACAAGGCAGUUAGUGAGCCUCACAUCCUAAGUGGUUAUACCUUUCGUUUGAAUGCAAACUUUUUGUUAUCGGGUGAAGGCAAUGAUGGGGUGAGCGUGAGCUUCAGUAUGUACCUCAAGUCUGGAGAUUGGGAUGACUACGUCGAGUGGCCCUUCUCGAAAAAGGUUACGGUGAUCAUCGCACACCCUAGAGACGCGACCAAGGAUGUUCGGCUCCCGUUGCGCGUCAAUCAUUCCAGUGUUGUAAGGAAACCACGCCCUAAUAAUUGCAACAGCGGAUACGAAACGGGGAAGAAGAGCUGGGGGGACAUUGAACUUGGUGGCUACAUCAUAAAAAACACUCUGUACGUGCUCGUGGAAUUUGAGUAACGUGCAACAAUUAUUUCCUGUUGGCAAAUGCAGCUCGGUCUUACGAGGGAAGUUCAUAAAUCUGCCGUGGAAGGCUUCCCACAUGUUCCAGCACUGCCGAAGCAGUAGAGCUACUUCUAUCAGUUCUGAAACUAUUUUAUUUUGCCGAAACUCGUCAAGCAAGAAAUCUUGAUUGUCAUAUUUUGUUUUUAAUAUUUUGCUGCUGCUCGCAUGCGGUUUCACAGCAGUUAUGCUACAAAGGAUAUUCCUGGUGAUUUUGUCAAUAAUACACGUCAUUUCCUUCAGUUA
Molecule: messenger RNA, 1561 nt
Organism: Rhipicephalus microplus (southern cattle tick)
Lineage: Eukaryota; Metazoa; Arthropoda; Arachnida; Ixodida; Ixodidae
Biological process (GO): regulation of canonical NF-kappaB signal transduction
Cellular component (GO): cytoplasmic side of plasma membrane; plasma membrane signaling receptor complex
Molecular function (GO): tumor necrosis factor receptor binding
Source: RefSeq, a predicted model, not a curated record